Molecule: messenger RNA, 282 nt
Organism: Didymodactylos carnosus
Lineage: Eukaryota; Metazoa; Rotifera; Eurotatoria; Philodinida; Philodinidae
Source: the annotation of a GenBank genome assembly
AUGGAAAAAGGUGAUAAUGCGCAACAAACUCAGUCUACUGGAGCCACCUCGACUCAGCCUGUUCCGGUAACAGCAGCACCAGAUGCAGAUACAACAGAUAUCAAUGCUACUGGCACCACGAAUGUAUCGAAUUUACCAGGAUUUCUUCAGAAUAUUCAAAGUCGUUUGAAUAGUAUGGGUGAUGAUGCAAGCGGAUUUUUAGCAAUGAGGUACAUUAGAGUGUUAAAAGGAUCGAAAGAGAUGCAAUUACGUUUUCGAAAAUGUAAAUAUUCAGUUGGAUAA